GUAUUGCCUUGAAUCCUGAACAGUGGAACCAACUGAAAGAGCAAAUUUCAGAAAUUGAUGAUGCAAUUAAAAGAACAUAAUCAUUCCUUGUCAUGUGACCUGCUGAACUAAUUGGACAUGUUUGUUGAGCAGUUGUACUUUUU
Molecule: messenger RNA, 143 nt
Organism: Nematolebias whitei (Rio pearlfish)
Lineage: Eukaryota; Metazoa; Chordata; Actinopteri; Cyprinodontiformes; Rivulidae
Product: activated RNA polymerase II transcriptional coactivator p15
Biological process (GO): positive regulation of transcription initiation by RNA polymerase II
Cellular component (GO): transcription regulator complex; nucleus
Molecular function (GO): DNA binding; transcription coactivator activity
Source: RefSeq, a predicted model, not a curated record